AUGACUGGCAGCCCAUCACCGAAGACAAGACGUUUCACCGGUAGCUCUUGCGACUGGAUCGAGAGCUAUAGUAUCCUGAGUCAGAAUACGAGUGCGAUGAAGCAUACUGGGCGCUUCGACUUGAGUGUGCACUGCAGGCAUAGCCAACGUAGAUUGUGCGUUGUUGAAUGUCGUGACCAGGUCUGCCAUAGGCCGCACAUCGAUCAAUUGCGUGUUGGUAGUAGAGACACCGACAUGCUGAGUAUAGCUCGACCAGUUGGUAGCACAUAUCUACUUUACUGUUGUAGUAGUUGUUUGAGAAUGAAUCGCAGUUCCUGCCUGCACGGAUCACUUUCUUCACGGCCGCGCCGAGCGGCAGCUGAGGUUCGAUUAUCGGACCAAAAACAAUAA
This is a messenger RNA of Pochonia chlamydosporia 170, 390 nucleotides long. RefSeq lists its product as hypothetical. The coding region runs from base 1 to 390 and encodes 129 amino acids. The transcript has a single exon. Lineage: Eukaryota; Fungi; Ascomycota; Sordariomycetes; Hypocreales; Clavicipitaceae. The record is from RefSeq and is a predicted model, not a curated record.